CAUACAACCAAAACUCACACAUUGUUCUUCUUCUCCUCUCCAUAUUCGAACCAAAAUUGUAGAAUCCGUAAAAUGUUUUCUUCCAUGGCGUUUCCGGUUAAUGGGUUUCCCUUUAAACUUCCUAAACAUAACCUUGUUGUCUUGAGGAGCAGAGUAUUGUUCGGUUCUGCAGAAAGCUUCUCCUUGUCAAGGCUCUUCAAGUCUUCUUCUUACAGGAUCAGAGUGAGAAGUUUUGAGAAAGAUAAUAUCGGCAAUAAUGACUCUGAAAAGUCUCAAGAUAGUGAAGAGGAGAAACCAAACGUCGAUGUUAUACUUAAAACUGAAAACGCAAUAGUUUCUGAAAAGAAGAGUGCCCCAUUCAUAGCAAAGUUAGGUGUAGGGUUAGCCUUGGCUCUGACCAUUACAGUAAUAUGUGUAACUUUGAAAGGCUCUGGUGGUUCAGCUUUUGAGGUUAAGAGUCUGGCCAAAGCUUCAUCAUCUUCAGAAGGCUUUACUUUCAAUGCUUUUGGAAACAGAUUCAUAAUUCCAGCGAAUGCGCCGGGAUGGGUUUACUUUUGGUUGCUGAUGGCAGCCGGGUUCGGGCUUUUUAUUAGCGAAGAGGCUCUAAACAUAUGGGUUGGGAUAACAUUGGCUCGAAUGUUAACUCUGGAUGGGACAUGGCAAUCGUUUGCUGAGUCUUUCUCUCGGAAUGCUCCUUAUAUAAUGUCUACCAUUUCAUGGGUUUACUGGGGAGUUUGUAUAAGUGAUAUGAUACCGUUUUACCUUGGGAAGCUCUUCAGACAAAGUGGAGGAUCAGAUGAUGUUUGUUCAAAGCUCGGUAUAGGUAAAGAGAAAGCGGUGAGUAUCACUCAGGCCGUCCAAAAAUACGGAAACCUGUCAGGUUUUGUGGAAAGAUUUUCUCUCGGAGUGAGGAAUCCUACAGCAUUCUUGGCCGGAGCUCUUGGAAUAUCUCCAGAAUGUUUCUUUGCAGGAGUUUGUUGCGGCGGCUUGAUUACUCUUCCAAUUCAGCUUGUGAUUGGGUUUCUCCUUAGAGAACGCCCCAUGUUUGCUGUUGCAACAGUAGCAACUGCAGUGGGAAUAUGGACAAUCUUCCCGUAUAUUGCGGCUGCAUCCACGGCUUUGUUCCUCUACAUUCGCAGUCGCUACUCCACCUAAGAUUGGCUCUUCUUGUUAUUCAAUAUAGAUAGAUAGAAAGAUGUGAGAUCUUAUCAAAAGUGCAGAAUAUACACUACUCAAUAACAAAAACAAAUUACUGAUAUUAUAAUGUCGCAUUAUAUUCAAAGAAGAUUCACUUAAUGAA
Molecule: messenger RNA, 1300 nt
Organism: Eutrema salsugineum
Lineage: Eukaryota; Viridiplantae; Streptophyta; Magnoliopsida; Brassicales; Brassicaceae
Exons: 10
Coding region: 73-1155 (360 amino acids)
Source: RefSeq, a predicted model, not a curated record